Messenger RNA from Pieris macdunnoughi, 216 nucleotides. NCBI's taxonomy places the organism in Eukaryota, Metazoa, Arthropoda, Insecta, Lepidoptera, Pieridae. The record is from the annotation of a GenBank genome assembly.
AUGGUCUCUCCUGUUUACAACGCCCAGGAGAUACAUAGCAGCAGUCAGGAAUAUGACAAAUUUGGAUGUGGCUCUGUGAUGGUUUGGGGCGGAGUUAGUUUGGACGAGCGCACAAUUCGUCUUGUUCCCGGCGAUUGUGUGCUCAAACUUACAUUGAAAAUGUGCUCAAGAUCAUGUUUGGCCCCAGAUAUGGUAUGGGCCCAGAUUUUCUUUUAA